AUAAAUGAUUUUGCGUGCUUGCCCGCAUCGCAUUUAGCCAGCGAAAUUAACGUUGCGUGGACCGACGCUCCUUCCAAACGCAGAUGGCAGCUGGGACUGUGGUUCGAUCUCAAUCCAUUGCAACUCCAACCAGGGUCAUAUCCGUCACCGCAUCACGACUCGCCUAGAGCCGGCACCGCAUCGGGAGGGCCCACCAAAAGCAGCGGAAGCGGCAGCAGCCAUCGCCCGCUGCUUAUGUCGCCAGGCCGGUUCGUCGGCUUUUGGUCUGUGCACAACAGCGAAAUCGUGCAUAGGCGAAACUAUAUCAAGUACUGGACCAUGUUCUAUGAGGCGUUCGGCGUCGGCCAGCCCAAUAGGAGUGACGCGUACAUCAGCCAAGUGGCCUCUGUCGAACGCGACGUCCUCGAAGAGUUCCUGGGCGUCGUGAACAAUGAGAACAAGGAACCCGCCCGAUUCCAACUGAGCGACAUCGGCAGCCACACGCCGAACCUGCCGGCGAGCCGUUGGAUCGAGCAGCUGGGCGUGGUUGCGCUCCCUGUCGUCGCCAAAAAUGAGAGCGCUUACGAGCCGAGUGAUAAGCUCACGGUGACGGACACUGCGCUUCUCAGGGCAGUGAACAGGCUCUUCGGGGCGCAUAACAGCACGAUGCUGUUGUGCCACCUCUCCUGGUUCUUCAUACAGGUGUUCGGAGCCCUGGCCGACCGAGAUCUGCUAGUGGCCAAGUACGGGGACAAGAAGAAUGCGUCGGUGCGCAGACACAUGUUUUGCGCAACCGAGGUCGAAGAUGCGUACGGACCGCUGGUGCCUGCCCUCUACGUGUUUCCGCGAUUUACGACUCGAAUGCGGUUUGCCAUCGACGACACGUUCACCGCCAUUACAAAGGCACGGCGAGUCUUGGCAAAUAAUCUGCUCGAAAGAAAUGUUCCACUAUAGUGAACGUUCCUGGCAACUGCGUGCCUGUGGUGCUUUAGGCAACACUUCUAUAGCGAAAAUUCCGAUACAGAUUCGAAUUAGUAAAAUAAUACUGAUAUUUGAUGUAUAGUGCAUGUCCACGUAUGUGAUAGUCUUAUUAGUUUAGAGGAAAUGUUUAUCAGUUUAUCCUAGUCUAAUUGUAAUUAACAUUGGGCGCGUCUGAUUAGCCUAAUAAAUUGUAAUACUGCCUACACAGUA
Messenger RNA from Rhipicephalus sanguineus (brown dog tick), 1170 nucleotides. RefSeq lists its product as uncharacterized. Lineage: Eukaryota; Metazoa; Arthropoda; Arachnida; Ixodida; Ixodidae. The transcript is spliced from 2 exons. The coding region runs from base 235 to 933 and encodes 232 amino acids. The record is from RefSeq and is a predicted model, not a curated record.